This is a messenger RNA of Centrocercus urophasianus (Greater sage-grouse), 2710 nucleotides long. It is a transcript of the gene GPRIN1, whose product is annotated as G protein regulated inducer of neurite outgrowth 1. Bases 1 to 2109 code for a protein of 702 amino acids. Gene Ontology annotation, cellular component: plasma membrane. The record is from RefSeq and is a predicted model, not a curated record. The transcript is spliced from 3 exons. Gene Ontology annotation, biological process: neuron projection development. Lineage: Eukaryota; Metazoa; Chordata; Aves; Galliformes; Phasianidae.
AUGAUGCCAGAUUGCCCUUCCCCCCCCCCGCCAGACAACCGGGCCCCCAACACCGGAGCGGGCGGUGCCGGGGCGGGGCGCGGACCGGGGGUACCGCUGCGGGGGGAGCGGCCUGGGGCACGGUACCGCCCCCGCCGCCGCCGCCGCCCCACGCAUGCUCCGCCACCGCCACCGCGCCGGAGCGGAGCGGAGCGGGACGGGACCGCGCCGGAGCCGCCGCCGCCGCCGCCGCAGGUAACCGCGGCCCCGGGGCGCGCACGUGGCGGGGCUCUCCCGCUCCUUCGCGGAGCCCCCGGGGCGGUAUCACCGGGACGGGAGCGGCCGCCGCCUCCCAUCCUUCGGGGCUGCGGCGAGGGCGGCUUUGUUCGCGGCUCGGCCGGGGCGUGCCCACGCGUGUCCACGAAUGCGUGUGUGCCCGGAGCCAUGUGCCGGCGGCUGCGUGCCCGUGCCUGCAGGCGGGAGUGCGUGUGUGCGUGUGCCUGCGGGUGGGUACCGCGUGUUCGUGUCUCUCCGCGUGCCCCGGGCGGGAUGCUCUCAGGGUGGGUUCGGCCCCGCCGGGAGGUGUUACGGGUGGGACUGGGAAGCUCCGUAGGGAGAAAGGCUCGGAGGGCUCGGAAUCAUUUCGAGCCACUUGUGCGACACCGGCUUCUGCCCCUCGUGCCACGUGGCCUCGUGCGGGUGUGGGUGCGGGUAUCUGUGCAGGGCAAGUGUGCACGGUGCCCAGCUGGCACACCCUACCCCGCCUGGCAGAGCCCCCAGUGUCCUGUGCAGCCCCUGGCCCUUCUGCUUGCUGCUGUCUGCAGGCCAGUGGAUGCCCUGGACUGGGGUCUCACAGCCCCGUGGCCCCAGCAGCCAGAGCAGCCCCUGAAUCCCACACGUGGCUCAGUCGCACCAGGGAACGGCUGUUUUUGUGGACUAGCAUGGGAGAAGCCUUCGCCAGGCAUGGGCAGCACUAGGGAGCCCGAGGCCCUGCAGCUGCUGAACCAAGAGGCUGAGGACGCCUGUGAGCCCGGUACCAGCUCCUUGGGCUGCCCACCAGUGGGUGAGCACUUGCCCAGCUCUGGCUGCAACGCGGAUGGCCUUGCCAUGAGGACCUGCUGCGUGGCCGAGCCCCAGGUCCUGGGCACUGUGGAGAAGGUGCCGGUGCCAACAGGACUGGGGAGCUGCGGGGCAGCCGGUGGCACUGCCCCUGCCUGCAGUCCUAUGGAGCCAGGGGGCACCCAGAAGGAGAAGGCCACCCCUGCGCCCUCCCUGCCUGAGCCCUGCCUCAAGGCACCCAGCAAGGACACGGGCAGCGUGCCGGCUCCAGCCAAGCAUGUGGCAUUCCUGGAGCCAUCGGUGGGAGCUGAGCUGCCCUCCCCGAUGCCAAGCCAGGAGCAGCCCCAGGGUGGCACAGGGGACACUGAAACCCCCGAGCAGCUCCAGAGAGUUGGGGAGCAGGGCAGAGCUGAUAGGAGUACUGAGAGCACCCAGCAGCCCCGGACUGCCAAGCUGCUCUGCGGGUCCUACUCAUUCGAGGUGACACCCCCGCAGGACGCCGGCGUGCAGGACACAGGGACACAAGUGGACAGCCGUGCAUCCCUGGUGUCGGUGGCACUGAGCCCUAUGAGCCCCCCGGGUGGAGCUGCUGCCUUCACCUUCCCCAAGAGAGAGCUGGGCUCUGCCCCAUGCCUGCAGCCCUCCAAGAAGGACGCGGAGAUGCAGGUAUCCAUGCCUGUGGAGACGCGCUCAGUGGCCACCGGGCCCAUGACGCCAGUGGCCAAGUCCCCACAGGCCUCGUACCCCGAGGUGCACGUGAAAGGGGUGGCGGAGGAGGCUCCAGAGCCCAUCCGGGAGGUGAGCUGGGACGAGAAGGGGAUGACGUGGGAGGUGUAUGGGGCCUCCAUGGAGGUGGAGGUGCUGGGCAUGGCCAUCCAGAAGCACCUGGAGAAGCAGAUCGAGGAGCAUGGGAGGCAGGCGGUGGCCACCCCACAGAGCACCCGCGCCAGCUCCGUCAAAGGGGCUCCCCGCAAAGGCGAGCCCAAGAGGCAGCCCAGCGUCUUUCGGGCUCUGCUGCAAAACGUCCGGCGGCCACGGUGCUGCUCUCGUGCCGGCCCUGCCAUGGAGUGAGCUACUGCCCAGCCGUGGGACAGAGGGGACAUGGGGAAGUGUCCCUGCCCUGCGUCCCGAGAUGCCCGCUGCCGGCGUGCAGCGCUCCAGGCAGGUGGUGAUGGAGUGCUGCAGGUGGGGAUGGGGCAUCUCAUCUGCUGGGGUCCCCCCCAGCCCUGGGACACGAGUUGGAUGCCAUCGCCCUGUGCGUGGGGUGGGGGCCUGACCGUGGCUUAGAGUUGGGUUCGUGGCAGCAGCAGUGACAACAGCCCCUGGCUGCCCACCACACUCCUGUUCUUGCUAUAUCAGCAUCAUGUCCCACUGCUGUGCCCAGCAGAAGGGUUGUGGGGCUGGAGCACGUCUGCUCGGGGCCAUCAGCUGCUUGUCCCCAUCACUGCAGCUGGAGGCAUUUGGGGAGGUUGUCCCCAUGGUCCCCAGCCCUCCCUGACUGCAUUCGAAGCACGGGAAAUGUCCUUGUCCUGGUGGUGGGGAAGGAGCCGCACCACCUCCCAGCCACGCUGCUGUGAGCAGCAUCCAGAGCCCCCAGGCUGUCCCUUUGUGGGUCCCCCAGCCUUGCUCGCUGCUCCCCCUGGGGCCGCGCCAGCUGCAAAGUGCUGCCACU